Molecule: messenger RNA, 1579 nt
Organism: Darwinula stevensoni
Lineage: Eukaryota; Metazoa; Arthropoda; Ostracoda; Podocopida; Darwinulidae
Source: the annotation of a GenBank genome assembly
CUCCUUUUCAGUCCCUUUCAGUCUCGUGUGAUCUCAUCUCGGUCCGGUGAUCAUGUAGGCCUUGGCUAGGCACUUUUCGUGUUUGCCAAUACGAGGAGCUCUCGUUUUCGUUUCGGUUUCAAUCAUGCAGCAGGAGGGCAAGCCUCGUUUCCUCAAAUUCCAUCAAGGGAGCGUUCGAGGUGUUGCCUUCAAUCCCAAGGAUCGUUACUUGUUCUGUUCGGGUGCCUGCGAUGGGAAGGUGAAUCUCUACUCGGCUCUCCGCAUGGAGCUCCUCAUGUGUUACCAGAUCACUACCAUGUCCUUGGCUAGGAACGUGAAUGCGGUUCGCUUCACUUCGGAUGGUUGCCGGAUCCUAGCCGGUACUUCAGCAAGGCGGCUGGCAGUGAUCGAUGUGGAACGAGGGGAGCAGCUGAUAGCAUAUGACAAUUGUGCCUACAAUGGUCGAGACCGGUCAGCCCUGGCGGCAGAUCCCAUCUGUCCGUACAUGGCUGUUACAGUUUGUGUCAACGGAAAAGGGAUCACUCUCUUUGAUCUCAGGAUGCCUCUCCCUCUUGACUUCAUGUAUGAUCUCCAUGAUGCACCAAUCAGGGACCUUUUGUUUUUGCAUUCUUCAUGGCCUUGGAGUCCUGGUAUCCAGGGUUCGCUCAUGUCUGCUUCCACAAAUGGACAAGUGAAAAUCUCCUCCCUGGAUGGCAGGCUUCUUCAUUCCUUCAAUGUUGACCACAAAAUUAACUCCAUAUGUCCAACCCCCGAAGUAUAUGGGUCCUCUGCUGAUGAUGGCUUUUUCAGUCACAUCAUGUGUGCUGGAGAGCAGGUGACGUCGUAUGUGCCCGAGGUCGGUCUACAAGAGCAAUUGCAUGAUUUCAAAGAAAACCAAGUUUGGAAACUCAGGUACACUUCAAACGGGUCACUACUCUAUGCAGCUUGCGAAAACGGUGCAGUGAGGCGAUACCGACGCUAUCCGCACCAUCAUACCUUCCUCGGUGCUGUGUUCACACACCGAGGAGAGGUUCAAGACCUGGACAUCUCCCCUUUUGAUGAAUAUUUGGUGACAGCAUCUCGUGAUAGAAGUGUCGGGAUCCUUCACCUUGGUGCACCCAAGCACGGUUGGACAGAAUAUUGUGAAUUGACGUGAUAUCCAGCUGAGUGCCUCAAUUAGGAUUCCAAUUCUUUUUUUUUAUCCCUCCUUUACCCUCUUGACUGAAUGGCCUUCCCACUGAGGCAGGGAGGUGUAGACUAAGAUCUGAACCAGCACAUUCAGAAUGUAUUUUCUGUAUGCAGAGUGAAUGACUCACCCAGGCCCCUUCUCUCCCUGGUGCCAAAAGGUCAAUAGCCUACUUACCGGUAAGGACACAACUCAAUCAGAGUCUCGGACUUGUUGGACGAAAGAUGGACUGGUGUAUUGCAUCAUGGGAUAAUAUUGUUCCCAUGAUCAUCUUAUCCCAUGGGCCAGUGCAUGAAUCCUUCUAGGGUUCUGAGAGAAAGUUUUAUAUUCUUUAGCACCAGUAUGGAAGCUUUUGCUCUGGACAAAAGCAUUGCUCAGUGAUGUUUCAGGCAACUUUUUCCUCUUUUUUUUUAA